UUUUGUAUCUAUAUCAGUUCCUGUCCUCUGUUCCUUUUAGCGUGGGACGGGCCUUAUUUUUCAUUAAAUUCAAAAACGUGGCAAGACUCAAGAGUGGCUGUAUAGUAUCAAGACAACAAUUUAUAAAUCAUAACAAUGAAGAGUUAAGUACAUGACUUAAUGCCGAUAAGUUUUUCUUCUUUCCUGGAUAAAUCUUAAAAAAGAAUAUAAGAAAGAAAAUUUGUGAUAAAUAAAUAAAUCACAUUUAAAAGAAUAAGCAAAAGUAUAUGAAGAGAACAGAAAAGAAAAUACUACUACACACGUAGUACUAUAAAUAGGAUUGCAGCAUUUUUUUUUACUAUACAAUAUAACAAUAUAUAAAUAAAAAAUAUAUAUUUUUAUUUAAAUAUGGGUGCGUUAGCUGUUGUCAGCAAAUUUAGGCAAGAGUAUAUGAAAUCAGUGCCAACAAAAAUUAAAAUUAUAGAUUCAUACUUAUUAUAUAUUUUUAUUACUGGUGUGUAUCAAUUCAUAUACUGUGGUUUAGUUGGCACAUUUCCAUUCAAUAGUUUUCUCAGUGGAUUUGUUUCUAGUGUUUCAUGUUUUGUUUUAGCAGUUUGUCUUCGUCUUCAAGUUAAUCCAGUUAAUUCAUCUCAUUUUAAUGGAAUAAGCCCAGAAAGAGGAUUCGCAGACUUUUUGUUUGCCCAUAUUAUUCUUCAUCUUGUCAUAAUGAACUUCAUUGGAUAAGCAUUUUUUAAGAAUCGCAAUAAAAAGUUAUUGAACCAAAACGCUUAUUUUUAUCUUAUAAGCUUAUAAUAAUUAAUAAAAAUUUCUGUUAUUUGCAUUCAUUGAUGUAAUAUUAAUAGAUAACAAGCAACGGUAA
Messenger RNA from Nasonia vitripennis (jewel wasp), 859 nucleotides. It is a transcript of the gene Dad1, whose product is annotated as dolichyl-diphosphooligosaccharide--protein glycosyltransferase subunit DAD1. Gene Ontology annotation, biological process: protein N-linked glycosylation. The transcript has 2 exons. Lineage: Eukaryota; Metazoa; Arthropoda; Insecta; Hymenoptera; Pteromalidae. Gene Ontology annotation, cellular component: oligosaccharyltransferase complex; membrane. The record is from RefSeq and is a predicted model, not a curated record. Bases 388 to 723 code for a protein of 111 amino acids.